Molecule: messenger RNA, 1520 nt
Organism: Trematomus bernacchii (emerald rockcod)
Lineage: Eukaryota; Metazoa; Chordata; Actinopteri; Perciformes; Nototheniidae
Product: mitochondrial carnitine/acylcarnitine carrier protein
Exons: 9
Coding region: 174-1073 (299 amino acids)
Biological process (GO): mitochondrial transport; carnitine transmembrane transport
Cellular component (GO): mitochondrial envelope
Molecular function (GO): O-acyl-L-carnitine transmembrane transporter activity
Source: RefSeq, a predicted model, not a curated record
ACGCACACGCACGCACACACACACACACACAAACAGAUAUAGAGACAAGCAGACAGACAGUGUGUUCUUCCACUCUCAAACACACGCACACACACACACACACACACGCGCUCAGAGACAGCGGUGUGUGCGGUCUCUGUCCGGCUCUGUUCCCCGGCCAUGCGGGGGAGACGAUGGGGGAAGAGGCAAGAGUUUCUCCGCUUAAGAACUUCGUGGCUGGGGGGGUCGCCGGAGCCUGCCUGCUGCUGGCCGGACACCCGCUGGACACCAUCAAGGUGAGGCUACAGACGCAGCCUAAAGCCCCUUGCGCUCAGUAUGUCCUCUACAGGGGAACAUAUGACUGCUUCCGCAAGACCGUCACCAAAGAGGGUGUCCUCGGCCUGUAUAAAGGUAUGGGGGCUCCUCUGGCGGGCGUCGCUCCGAUGAUGGCCAUCAGUUUCUUCGGGGUCGGUCUGGGUAAACAGCUCCAGCAGCCCGACCCUAACAAACCCCUAACGCACACUCAAAUAUUCCUGUCUGGCUGUUUGGGAGGGGUCUUCACUACGGUGAUCGUGGCUCCAGGAGAGAGGAUCAAAUGUUUACUGCAGGUGCAGGCCAGCGGGGGAGGCUCCAGGUACGCUGGUCCUGUCGACUGUGCGAUCCGCCUCUAUAAGACUCAGGGGAUCCGCAGCGUGUACAAAGGGACGGUGCUAACUCUCAUCAGAGACGUGCCUUCAAACGGUCUGUACUUCCUGACUUAUGAAGUCCUCAAAAACUUCCUGACACCUGAGGGUCAAAGUGUUUCUCAGCUCAGCACUCCAAAGAUCCUCCUGGCUGGAGGCAUCGCCGGGAUUUUAAACUGGACGAUCGCUCUCCCUCCAGAUGUCCUCAAGUCCAACUUCCAGACAGCUCCAGAUGGGAAGUACAGAGGUGUGGUGGACGUCCUCAGAACGCUGCUCCGAGAGGAAGGACCUAAAUCCCUCUACAAAGGAUUCAAUGCUGUCUUUCUACGAGCCUUUCCUGCCAACGCGGCCUGUUUUCUGGGGUUCGAGAUGGCGUUGAAGGGACUGAAUGCAUUCGCGCCGAGCUUGUGAAAUAAGUCAGUGUGGACCAGUAUUUUAUGAAGCUGAAUUUUCAUCAGUUCUUGUAUUAUUAAAUGUAAUUUAAUUAUACAAUUAAUUAUCUUUGAUAUUCAUUCUUUGUAAUGAAGAUUUGACACUCACUUUUUGUGAGUAAUGAUACAACAUACGCACACUUAUGAAUGUAUGACAAUAUAAAAACGUAACUAUGAUAAUAUAUAUUUCUUUGAUGGGAGGCUUUUCUCACUUUUUGAGAUAAUUUGUGAUGUUUGUAAAAUGUCAUAUUUAAUUUUAUACCAUUCAGUUCAGAAUGGGUUUGAAUGUUUUUAAUCUACGAGCUCUGCCAAAAGUCAGAUUUAAUUGUAUGCUGGGCGAUGAAGUUUGUUUGACCUGUGUUCAGGCCGCGGAGGGUUUUCUAAGCUUUGUGAUUAAAGUGUUUGAAUAAAGGGUUUUUGAACUUGC